CCUAGGCAGAACAAGAUGGAGGCCAUGAGAGGACGGCUAAGGGCCUCGGAGUUUUGCGAAGAACGCAGACAGCUAUGCUUAAGGCAUUCAAAUCGUGCCCUCCGUUAUCUGCGCCGUUUGCAGCUCGCAUACCCACCCCCACCCCCAAACUCUCGGUUUCCUUGACCCCUCUCACCCCUCCGCACAGCGGACCCCACCGGAGUGCGUGCAGUCAGAACCCGCGGGGUUAGGCUGAAGCCAAGACAGUGGGGCUUACGUCCUGCGGAUCUCUGGGAGUUGUAGUCCCCGCGCCUUGGCAGCCCGGGGACUGCAACUGAGUGGACUACAACUCCCAGAGUGCAACGGGCUAAGGGGUCGUCUCCGCAAGUCCCGGCCCGCGCCAGGCAGCUGAAGUCGCUGUCUCCUGCUGCGAUGCUGGUCUUCGGCUGUCGGCCCCUCAGGGCUCUCUUGGGAGCCCUGGGUGGCAGUCUCCGGGCCCCCGCCAGCCACCGGAGCUUGACUUCUUGCAUCGACCCUUCCAUGGGACUCAAUGAAGAACAGAAAGAAUUUCAGAAAGUGGCCUUUGACUUUGCCGCCCGGGAAAUGGCCCCAAAUAUGGCAGAGUGGGACCAGAAGGAGCUGUUUCCAGUGGAUAUGAUGCGGAAGGCAGCCCAGCUGGGCUUUGGGGGAGUGUAUGUGCGAACAGAUGUGGGGGGCUCUGGCCUGUCACGGCUUGAUACCUCUGUCAUCUUUGAAGCCUUGGCCACAGGCUGCACCAGCACCACAGCCUAUAUGAGCAUCCACAACAUGUGUGCCUGGAUGAUUGAUAGCUUUGGAAAUGAGGAUCAGAGGCACAAAUUUUGCCCACCGCUCUGUACCAUGGAGAAGUUUGCUUCCUACUGCCUCACUGAACCAGGAAGUGGGAGUGAUGCUGCAUCCCUGUUGACCUCGGCGAAACGACAAGGAGAUCAGUACGUCCUCAAUGGCUCCAAGGCCUUCAUCAGCGGUGCUGGUGAAGCAGAUAUCUACGUGGUCAUGUGCCGAACAGGAGGGCCAGGCCCCAAGGGCAUCUCAUGCAUACUCGUUGAGAAGGGGACCCCUGGCCUCAGCUUUGGCAAGAAGGAGAAGAAGUACUUACAGUUCAAACUGGCUGACAUGGCGACAAGGCUGGUGGCCUCGCGGCUGAUGAUCCGCAGUGCGGCAGUGGCUCUGCAGGAGGAGCGGGAAGAUGCAGUGGCCCUGUGCUCCAUGGCCAAGCUCUUUGCUACAGACGAGUGCUUUGCUAUCUGCAACCAGGCUUUACAGAUGCAUGGAGGCUAUGGCUACCUGAAGGAUUAUGCUGUCCAGCAGUUUGUGCGUGACUGCAGGGUCCACCAGAUUCUAGAAGGCAGCAAUGAAGUGAUGAGGAUGCUGGUCUCCCGAAGCCUGCUCCAGGAGUAGCAGCCCCACACGACGCCCAGGCAUGGAGUUCCCUGAGCGGCUGCAGUCAGUGCCGAGUGGUUCCUCGUGGGCUGCCCCGUGCUAAGCGGAUGAUGGAUUCGAUUGAAGGAGUGGGCUCUUACAAGAGGAACCUGACUGCGCUGGCAUCAGUGUUGACUGACUACAGCAGAGUCCUCAGGGGAAAUGGAAGAGCUACCCUGAUGAGAAUGUCACAAAGCAUACUACCUUGAUUUCCUGGCGCCUGAGAGGCAACCAGUGAAGGUGCCCUGUCAAACCAAAGUCCUUGCUUGGAUCCCGAUUGUCUUGAUUUGUCUGCAUCCUGCUGGUUGACUGAAUCCUGAUUCUAGGAGCCAUUGAGGCUUUUCCUGACGGUAGAGCCAAGGAUAUGGAGAGGGAACUGGAGAGAGAAUACGCUCCUGUCUGUUUUGCUUGUAGCACAAGUACAGGGGCAGAAGGUUUCUGUGGAUCACUCCUCUGGAUAUAGGUCAUGGUAAGAUGAGCAACUGGGACACUACCCCAAACCUGUGAUUUAUGACAGUCUCCACUCCUAGCCUGCCUGAACAUCAAGGGCUGAGAUGACUAGGAAUGUUGAAUAUUUGUUAUUUUUCACUUUGAGAAGCCUGUGAUCUAGAAAUGGAAUGCAGGGUUUCUAUAACCCUUUCUCAUAUAUUGAAUAUAUUUUUUUCUGAGUUGCUCUUUAUAAAUGUUUUUAAUCACUACCUUGAUAAAUAAAAUCUACCCCUUUCUAGACUA
Molecule: messenger RNA, 2172 nt
Organism: Oryctolagus cuniculus (rabbit)
Lineage: Eukaryota; Metazoa; Chordata; Mammalia; Lagomorpha; Leporidae
Source: RefSeq, a predicted model, not a curated record